Brachypodium distachyon (stiff brome) is the source of this 1227-nucleotide messenger RNA. Its product is annotated as probable pectinesterase 29. Lineage: Eukaryota; Viridiplantae; Streptophyta; Magnoliopsida; Poales; Poaceae. Gene Ontology annotation, biological process: cell wall modification. The transcript is spliced from 5 exons. Gene Ontology annotation, molecular function: pectinesterase activity. The record is from RefSeq and is a predicted model, not a curated record. The coding region runs from base 24 to 1049 and encodes 341 amino acids.
GAAGUAAUAAUAGAGAGAUCGACAUGGCAACAAAGCUUCGGCUAGAGCUGCUGGCUGUCUUGUCCAUGGCCGCCAUCGGAAUUGGAGUGCUAGAUUUCAUGGCCAUCAUCACGCCUCAACAUUGCUACGCUGCAGGGACGACGACAGUCGUGAGACAUAUCUACAUCAGCCAGAACAAGCCUGCUGACUUCAACUCCAUCCAGAAAGCCAUCGACUCCAUUCCUGUGGGCAACAACCAGUGGAUCCGGCUUCACAUCGCCGCCGGUGUUUACCAUGAGAAGGUGAAGGUGCCUCAGAACAAAAGCUACAUCCUGCUUGAAGGCGAGGGGAGGGAUCAGACGGUCAUCGAAUGGGGUGACCACGCCGGCAACAAUGGAGACACCGAUACCGCCAACUCGGCGACGUUCGCCUCUUACGCCGACGACUCCAUGGCUCGAUACAUCACCUUCAAGAACUCACACGAUGGAGUCAAGAACAUGGGGCCUGCGUUGGCUGCUCUGGUGUCCGGAGACCGGUCGUCCUUCCACGACUGCAGCUUCAUCAGUGUACAGGACACGCUGAGUGAUCUGGCAGGGAGGCACUACUACGAGAACUGCUACAUCGAGGGCUCCGUAGACUUCAUCUUCGGCAACGCUCAGUCCAUCUUUCAGGGGUGCGAGGUUUCGACGGGGAAGUCAUCGGUGCGACAGGGGUUCAUCACGGCGCAGGGACGCGAAAGCGAGGAAAAGGACACCGGCUUCGUGUUCAAGUCGUGCAAGGUGGGCGGCGUCACGCCGGUGUACCUAGGGCGCGCAUGGUCUGCCUACGCCAGGGUCAUCUUCUACCGAACCGACAUGUCCAACAUCAUAGUCAGCCGGGGCUGGGAUGCCUGGAACUCCGUUGGCAAUGAGAGCAAGAUGAUGAUGGUGGAGUCCGAAUGCACGGGUCCGGGGUCCAACCGGACAGGGCGGGUGCCAUGGAGCAAGGAGUUGCGCCCCGAUAAAAUCUCUAGGUUCCUCGACUUGUCCUAUAUCUCGGCAGACGGCUGGCUCGACGCACAACCACGCUAGCUAGCUAGUUACUUCAGCAGGCUAGCUAUAUAUAGGAUGUGGUAAUGAGAUUAUUACACGCAGGAUAUAUAUAUAGUUAUAUAUACAUAUAUGCACAUACCAAUGAUCAUGUGGCAGAGACUAGGAUGCAUGUAUGUAUCAAAAGUUUGCUACAUUCUUCAUGUAUGCAGCCAAAUAA